AUGAGAAGAACUUAUAAAUCUAAAAAAGAAACUGGUGGUGGAUUAGAUCCGCGAGAUGUUUUACUUACAAUGGAUUCUAAAAGUUCCAUGUUUGACGCAUUUUACAUACAAAAUAUUAAACAAACUAAACGAGAUAUGUCCGUCGGUACAUCAAUGCUAUUUGCUGCAUCAAAUAAAGUUCGCAAAAGGAAGUAUGUAAAGAGAUUAAAAGAACAAGAAAAUAUCAUUAAAGAUACCUCUUCAACAUCAACGUAUUUAACUCCAGAUAAAUCUCUUCGUGUUAAUAAACCGGCAGAUUUAUUUGACCAGCUUCUUAUGUCUUCUCCGAUAGAGAAUGAUUCGAAUCAAACAGUUAAUAAAUUUAUCAAGUUCUAUAAACCACCGGAAAGCAAGACAUAUUGCAAAAGAAAGGUUAGCAGGAAAAAAAUGAAUGAUUCCAGCAGUGAUAGUAUAGAUUCUGAUAAAGAAAAUUCUAAUGAAAUGAUCAAUGACACUGAGAAUGUUUCUGAUAUACUAAGUCAUAAGUUGGAAAUAGAAAAGGAAAAUAAAAGUAAUCCAAAGUAUAUUGAUGAAUCAAUUGACAAUAUAGUUAAAAAUAUAGCUCUAUUUAAUGAAAGUAAGGUUAAUAAAACUCCAAGAUAUUCUCAAGCCAUAAAGAAUAUCCACUCUAUUGAAGGAAUACAAGGUUCACCUUUAUGUAGCACUCCUUUUCAUGAAAAAUAUAGAGGCAAAUCCAUAUAUAAUUUUUCACCUAUUACAAUUAAUUUAAAUGAUAGUCCAAAAGUUCUAACUGUACCUGAAGUAAAUGAGUGUCUUGAAGUUCAUAGGAUGUUUGAAGAAAAUUCAUAUGUAGAGAACCAGAUUAAUUUAUCUUUAGAUAAAAAUAAUACUAACCAUAGUGUGCAUAAUGAAGUAAGUUCACCAAUACUACAAAACAAAACAAAUAUGACAAUAUUCAAAAAAGCUUUAAUUUCUAAACAUAAUGUAUUUACUGAAAAUACAGAACCAAUAGAAAUAUCAUCAUUACAAACAACAGAGUUGGAACCAUUUUUAGGAUUUUCGAGUGUCCCACAAGUUAGUGAGGCUUUAUUAGAUAAAUAUAAAGAAAUAGAAAAUAAUGUUCUUAUAAAUAAAGAACCUGAUGUAGUUUCUAUGAAUUUAAAUUUAAAUUAUAGUACGGAUGUCAAUAAAGAUGUAGACAUUAAUUAUAUAGAAAAUGAAAAUUCAAUGAAUUUAAAUACAGUAGAAAAUAGUACAACUAGUCUUGAUGAUAAUGAAUCUGAUUAUGACACAUGUGAUGAUGAAUACGAAGAAAAUAGUGAAAAUUCAAAGAAGCAAGAGCCUAUUGUAGUUGUUGAUCGACUUAAUGACUCUGUUUUUCAAAGAUACUAUAACAAAAUGGCAGAAUGUUGUGAAAAUAAUGGGUCACUUUUAGAUUUUUCCAACAAUGAUGAUUAUGCUAGUAUUAAUGAAAGUGAAUCUAGUUCAUCUAACAAAUUAUCUAGUGUAACUGACGAAGAGCAUGAUUAUUCACAAAGUGAUGGAGAAGAAGAAUCUGAGGAAAACAUUGAAAAUAUGGACAGUGACAAUAAUUCUGAACCUGAUAAACCUGAAGAAGAUACAUGUGUUAGUUUUGUGACAACCAGACGCAGAAAUGGUGUGACAAAUGAUUCUUUCCUGUUACAUCUAGACAGCUCCAUUACAAGUGGAAGUAGUACAGAUUUUGAUAAAACUGUUGUGACAUGUCGAGCAAGUAUUAAUAGGCAGUCACAACUAAACAUGCUAACUGAUACUGAAAUAGAUGCACCAUUAGAAAAUAAUGCACAUCAUACAAACAUGAGUCCUCAUAAAACUAAAGCACUUGUGCAAGAGACUAACUGUGAUAUUACUGAAACAAAUUUAUCUAUUUCAAAGCCAACAAAUAACUGCAAAUCAAAUAGAUACAGCAAUGUUACAAGGCCAUCAUUAAAACCUAAGAAAUUGUCAACAUCACCCAUGGAAAGUAAUAGAAAAUCUGCCAUUGCAAGCUUGUCAAGUAGUGUAGAAAAUAAAGUUAUUAUGACAAGAAGGAGUUGCAGGCUAAAUAGAGAAAGUGCUCAGUCUAAUUUACCUGUAAAUAACAAUGAAACCUUGUUUAUUAAAACUGAUAAUGAUAAUGAAAUCACUGAAAAUUCUUGUGCUAUGGGUAAUUUUAAAAUGUCUACUUGUGAAGUAAAUGGAAUAGUUCUUCAACCUGGAAAAAGAUGGGAAAGAUCAUUGAGCAUAUAUAGGAGAAUGACCACAAUGGCUGACCAUUUUGAUCUUUCAAUUUUGGAUUCUGAACCUUUGAAUAUUAAAGGAAGAAAGUAUAGGCAAAGUGUGAUCAGCACCAUGGAAAUGCAAGAUACAAAAGGUUUACUACACAAUGAAUCAAUUAAAAGCCGCAGAAGUACCUUUGUCUCUAAACCUAGCAGAUCUACUAUUAGGAUUGUAAGAGAAUCCAAUGCUUCCAGAGUUAGCUUAUGUUCCACAACAAUAUCUGAAGAUUUACAAGGUAAACAUUUAUUCUUC
Messenger RNA from Brenthis ino (lesser marbled fritillary), 2550 nucleotides. NCBI's taxonomy places the organism in Eukaryota, Metazoa, Arthropoda, Insecta, Lepidoptera, Nymphalidae. The record is from the annotation of a GenBank genome assembly.